AGAGUUCAGAGGUAUGACCCGGUAUCAGAUGUCAGACCCCCCCCUUCCCCAGCCCGGAAUGGUAGUGUCGGACUCGCGAAUAGUCACGCGGGGGGAGACUCUGAAGCUAGACAGUACCAUGGAAUAGGGAGGAACUUUUGACAGGCCUGCUCGCUGCUCAUUUGUUGGAGGAAGGCCCAGACAUCUCACAUCAUACCUUAAAAAUGCUACCAAAAUCUGAUAUUUUAAUGUCUCCCUCCCUCUUCACUCCAAAGUUUCUCUGAGCUUCCACACAUUUCCCAUUUAUUAUUAUGGUGUUAUAGGUGUGUAAGGCACUGUACAAGUAAAGUAUAUAACAAGGUGCCUGCCCCAAGAAAAUUACAGUUAAAAUUAUAAAAGUAAAAUAAAUAAAUACAGCAUAUAUAUAAGGGAGAAAACAAAUGGUCACAAAACAAGUGUCAUCUGGAAACAUCUGAGCUUGCUGAAUCCUUGUUUAUGCCUUAAAACAUAGCCUGGCUGUUUGUUUCCAUUGUUAUGGGGAGAAUCAUCCUCAGAUGACCUUCUCCCACUCAUCUGAGCCCCACAGAUGUCCUGACCUUUCCACAUGAGGUGCAGUGUCCUUACUGCCUGUGGCAAUGAAGAAUUAUCAAGAGGGACCUCGGUAUGAACCCACGCAAAGCAAAAUCCAAUAAGGAAUUAGUUUAUAUUUUGCACUGGAAACAUGGCAGCCUUAAAUAAUACUUCACCAAUUAUCCGAUUCCAAGAAUUUGUGGGGGUAUUGCCCAUGCAACAAGCAAAGGAGACUGAGAAGUUGAACAUGCAGCAGAGCGUAAACAAGAAACCUUUAUUGUGCCCAAUUGGCAGUAUGCAGAAAGUGAACCAGAAAAUUGCACAUUUGCGACUGGAGUUGGAAAAAUUCCACACUGGUGACCUGGUGAUUGAGGACUUGGAAUCAUUAAAGAGAUACUCUGGACAGAAGAGCUUCAGAAGAGAGAAAAAGCACUUCAAGACAUCCAGGGAAAGAGACAGAGAUAGGAAGGAGAUAUGCCGCUUUGCACAGAAGUAUGAGCAUCCUAUGAAUGUGUCAGACUUUGACUCACUAGAUCAGACCAAGAUCACCUACAAGAAGCCUCAGAAUACAUCAGAAAAGAACAAGCUGGUGGAACUGUAUCAAUACCCAGGGUACAACAUGCAUGAGCCAACACCGCUGCCUAAUGGGACGGAGCUGACUGAUGUCAUAGAGAAGGUGGUGUGUGCCCAGAGAAAGUCAGCAAGUGGGAAGACACCUUUUCCUUCAAAAAUGCUGCAGAAGUUUCUCACAGCUCCAGUCUCCCAUGCUAUCCUGUUGGACAGCUUCUGGUGGUUUUUUCUCCACUUAUAUCAGCCAAAUAGAGAGAUUCAGGGACGACUGUUUGAUCGCAUUGCAAAGAAUUAUGCCACCCUCCUGUUUGACUGUCACAAGUUCCACUACCAGAAUGCUCUUAUUAAAGUUUUCCCUUCAUUGCUGAGCCAAACUUUGUACACCUGCUUCUGCUCCAGUUUUCCAAGAUCCUGGUUCAAUACACAUGAGUUCAAGUCCCAGCUCUGCAAUGUGCUGUCAGAGUGGAUGGCAGGGACACUGCCUGUCCCAGGGAGCUACAGUAGCUGGGACUACUCCCACCUGGAACCAGAGAGAUUUAGGAGGGAAGACUUGCUGUCAACAAAGGGAAAGCAGAGGACAGAAUCCUCUGUCCCCUUUGCUUCCUCAAAGGCUUCUGGCAACCCAGAAAAGACUCCUCAGCCAUCCAUUCAACCAUACAAGAAACGCAUGUCUUUGGGCCAAACUGUCAACAAGCACCAACCUGAUCAAACAAGCCUGGACCUCGGCUCCAAGGAAGUUGUACAUGCAUCUAUGUCCUUUAAAGGCAUCAACCCUCAUACCAUGCCACAUGAUUUGCAGCCUGAAAAGGAUGACCUGAAAAGUGUUUGGAAGCAGCCCCAACACACAUUUGAAACAAGGCGGCUAAAGAUCGCCCCACUCCAUAGAGAGUCACACCCAGCUUGUCAGGGCCCUGACUUCACUUGGCAUCUCUUUAACAUCAAUGGACACAGCCCACUAAUUCAGCACUUCCUCCAGAGCUAUAAUGUUGAACCACAGUCUGGACAAGACAUCUUGAUUCACAGGAGGGAGAUCUGCAAGCCUAUACCUACGGAGUCCACUCCAACCUAUGCAGAUGUGAUCCGACAAGGUUUUAAUCAUAUUCGCCAUCUGGAUGAUGCCUUCAAAACAGUGCACCAGAGACACUGCAGAGAAAUGAAGGAUUUUGACCAGCAUCAGUGGAAGGAGAAGCAAGAAUUCCUCAGAAAAGAGAAACAAUUGCUGUCAGAGAAAGGAGAGAAGCUGAACCAAUUACUGACCCCUCACCUGGAUGUACUCUGUAGUUCUGACAAGAGUUCAAGUCUGUCAUAGAAGUGUCUUCAUCCAGAAACAGCACCCUGAGCAAACCAGAAUUCAUGACUUCUCCAACAUAAAUGUCCAUUCAGAUCUUCAUAUGCAUCUUAAGAGUAUAUUUUGGGCAGCCCACCCCAAAGCUUUCUCCACCAAUUAGGAACAGACAAACCUGAAAAAAAUGUGAAGAUUCAGUUCACAGAAGUGCUCUGAGUUUAAAAGUUUGACCUCACUGAUCUGUAAAACUGGGCUAGAAAAAUCUCACAAGAUUGCAAGAAUGGAAGUAAUAUAUGAGGAUAAAAAGUCACUUGAAUAUGUUUUUAAUAGUUUUCAUAGUUUGGUUCUUUGGCAAAGAUUUGAGUUGUUUUUAUCUGAACUGACUUGGUCCCAAGCUGAAAGGCAGUGUAGUUCAGCCUCAGUGCAUCCCCUUGCCAACAAUAUGUAGUAGUGGAGCUGUGCUGGCCAGCUGCAGACCCUCCCAGACAGGAGGAAAGUUGCGGGAGGCUUGCUGUGCUGGUGAAACCUGCAAUGAAUCCAGCCCUGUAUCUCAGUUUUCCAUGGUAUAAAAUAGGAAUAUUUUAUAUGCCACACAUGGGUGGUGUGAAGCUUAGUUAAGGAUUGUAUAGCACUUUGAAGAUGUGAAGUUUAAGUUCCAUGCAUCAGCAUUAUCAUCUUAGCAGCACUUUGGGCUGAGUGGUAGCCUUUCCAGCUUGGACAAUUCAUCUGCUUCCUGAAAGAGCCUGUCUAUAAACAGGAAAAACAGGCCAAGUUUUUUUAAAAUAGGAGGCUAAAGCUAGGCCUUGUCUACACAGGAAAAUACCAGUUUUACUGGUAUAAUUUAGCUAUUCUAGAAUAAUUCCCCCACAUGGACACACUAUUCCAGAAUAAAAGUGAGCUAUGUGAGUAAAGUAGUUAUUUCAGAAUAACAUCAUUUUUAUUCUGGAAGUGUCCAUAUGGGGAAUAGCUUAUUCAACAAGAGCUCUGUGUAGCAAAAGCCUUAGGCUCCUAAGCCCACAUUCAGGUACCUAAAUACAUGGCUUGAUUUUCAAAAGUGCUGAGCACCCAGACACUCCCACUGAGGAAGAUGAUCACAAUUUGCCUUUCCAUGUUUCAUUUUCUCACAUGGCAAAUAUUAGAAAUGCCUACAUACACUCCUACACCCUUGGGGACUGAGAGUGGUAUUUUCAAAAGUACCUUGAAAGUCAUUGGGAUAUGUGCUCUUUCCACUCAGAUAGUUUCAAAAAUCUCACCACAACUAAAGCCAACAGCUUUGAUAUACAGACAUUCCUUUCCUGUUGUCAAGGACGAUUCCCUACUCUGGCUCUUCAAGUGCAGAAGGUGGGGGCCCAUAAGGAUUCUAAAACUUAAUACUGGCCACUCUUAAACUCCAAAGAUUACAGCUUCUCUCUGACCUUGGAGGGGUAGAUGCUGCUACCACCCAAAUGCAAAAAAAACCCUUUGAACUCAGGAAGGCACACUUGGGAAUUCUUCCCUGUGGGGUACUCUCAAGCCCUCCGUGGAAGAGCUGAGAAAGAAAACAAAGGAGAUCAGCUAUUGCCACCAGCUAAUUAAACAACAUAUGCACAAACCUCUUAGGACACAAAAACCCAAACCUGUUUUUAAAAAGGGUAAACUUUAUUAAAAACAAAAAGAAAGAAAACAUCUGGAACUUACGCUAUUGUUAGAUUUAAAAAGAGGAAAUAUAAUAAUCAAGCAUCAAGAAUGGUUUUCUUGAGGUCCAGCUUAAUGGUUACAGCAAAACAAAAGCAUUUGGGGGUUAGCACAGAGGAGUCCACAAGCCACAAAAAAAUAAACCUAAUUGCAUCUUCCUAGACAUUUCCUGAUCUACUUACAUAUAUGGGGUUUUCAGUAAGUAGUUUCUAGGUAUGAUUGAUGAUUUUUCAUACUUGGCUCAAAGCUUUUUACAGCAUAGUCCCAACUCUGGCCCUGCUUUGUCUCCUCUCUCUGGGGAACAACAGACAGACAAAGUGGAAGU
Caretta caretta (loggerhead turtle) is the source of this 4403-nucleotide messenger RNA. RefSeq names its product family with sequence similarity 227 member A (gene FAM227A). NCBI's taxonomy places the organism in Eukaryota, Metazoa, Chordata, Testudines, Cheloniidae. The record is from RefSeq and is a predicted model, not a curated record.